AUGCCCACAGAACCCGAUAGCACCAAACUGACGAGGUUGUCUCAGCACCAUAUGAAGGCCGGUAUCGACAAGUCACAAUACGACUUCCCACCAGUCUCUGGGGCAACUUGUUCCCCGGCGGCCAUCACGUCGGCGUCCAGCGCCCAGAAGUCCACGGUUUUGGCCCCCGCCACCGAAAUGCAGCAACCUUGGCACCCUUGUCACCCUGGGCGCGAGCAAAAUGAUCGCCGAACUGUCCCCAACCGGCCAAGAUACCGUCUGAGUCUUCACGUAGAUGAGUAUCCUCCCAUCAAAUUGAAAAUCGAGAAGACCUUGGUCAGCGGCUUUCCAGUCGACAAACUGGUGAUGGCGCGGCUAACUGCCUUCGGUUAUUCUGCGCUUCACAACGUCGGCUAG
Diaporthe amygdali is the source of this 396-nucleotide messenger RNA. RefSeq lists its product as uncharacterized. The record is from RefSeq and is a predicted model, not a curated record. NCBI's taxonomy places the organism in Eukaryota, Fungi, Ascomycota, Sordariomycetes, Diaporthales, Diaporthaceae. Bases 1 to 396 code for a protein of 131 amino acids. The transcript is spliced from 3 exons.